CCACCAAUCAAUAGAGAAAUGAAAGAAUUGGACCGUUCAUUUUUCCAUAAAGAAUUUGCAGUUGUUAAAGCAAGUUUUAGAGAUCCAAGAGAUAUUGGAAAAUUUUUGAGAAAGUAUCCACAAGAUAUCUUGAAUAUUCCUGGGGUCCGUAAUGUCAUAAAGAUUAAACCUUUCAAUAGUAGAGCUGUUUUAUUGACGGAUAGAUUAAGAAUGCCAACUGACGCUGAAAAUGUCCUGAGUAAAGAUUGUUUGUAUUAUAUGAAAAAACAACAACAUCCUGUACGUUUAAUGAGUCAUUUAUUGGAAUUAGAUUAUGAAUUUUGGAGAACUGAUCAAAUUUUGGGUGCUGUUUUACCAGAAGAAUUAUUAGAUGAUAUACCAUCAGGCUUUACUCAAACUGGUCAUAUUGCACAUGUUAAUUUAAGAAAAGAAUUCAAACCUUACAAACAUUUAAUUGGACAAGUGAUAUUGGAUAAAAACCCAAGCAUUAGAACUGUUGUGGAUAAAGUUGAUUCCAUCGCAACUGUUUAUAGAACAUUUGAAAUGGAAGUUUUAGCUGGUGAAGAUGAUAUGAUUGUGGAACAUAAGGAAUCAAAUUGUAUUUUCCGUUUUAAUUUCCAAAGCGUUUAUUGGAAUUCAAGAUUACAUUCUGAACAUGAAAGAUUGAUUAAUCUUUUCCAAGAAGGUGAAGUCGUUUUCGAUGUGAUGGCUGGUGUUGGUCCUUUUAGUGUUCCAGCUGCUAAAAGAAAUGUAAUUUGUUUUUCCAAUGAUUUAAACCCUGAAUCUUACAAGUAUUUGAAUGAAAACAUUAAAUUGAAUCAUGUCACUUCAAUUUACCCAUAUAACUCAGAUGGUCAUGACUUUAUCAAGAAUUGUUUUUCAAUUCUUCAAGAAAAAAGAGACAAACAAAAUGGUGAAAUUGUUGUCAUAACACCAGAAAAAAGAAGAAAAAAGGGUAAAAAAGCUAUAAAAGAUGGUGAUGAUAUUAAACAAUUAUUAAAAGAUCAUAAGAAGGUGUUACCAAUCCCAAAAUUCAUUAAUCAUUUUGUAAUGAAUUUACCAGAUAGUGCUAUUGAAUUCCUUGGUGAUUUUAAUGGUAUUUAUGAAGGACAAAAAGAAUUUUUAGAGAGUUGUGAAGGUUUCAAAUUACCAAAAGUUCAUGUUUAUUGUUUUGAAAAAUUUAGCCCAGAUGAACCUGAACCAACAGAAGAAGAUUUACAAAAAAGAGUUUUAGAAAGAAUAAAGAAACAAUUACAAAAUGAUGAUUUAAAUUAUGAAGAUGUGUUGUUUCAGUUGGUCAGAAAAGUUUCACCAACAAAACCAAUGUAUCGUGCAUCAUUUACAUUACCAGAAGCUGUUGCAUUU
Hansenula anomala is the source of this 1365-nucleotide messenger RNA. RefSeq names its product tRNA (guanine) methyltransferase (gene TRM5). Gene Ontology annotation, biological process: tRNA N1-guanine methylation; mitochondrial tRNA methylation. The annotation marks the transcript as partial. Lineage: Eukaryota; Fungi; Ascomycota; Saccharomycetes; Phaffomycetales; Wickerhamomycetaceae. The record is from RefSeq and is a predicted model, not a curated record. Gene Ontology annotation, cellular component: mitochondrial matrix; cytoplasm. The transcript has a single exon.